This is a messenger RNA of Phoenix dactylifera (date palm), 904 nucleotides long. NCBI's taxonomy places the organism in Eukaryota, Viridiplantae, Streptophyta, Magnoliopsida, Arecales, Arecaceae. The record is from RefSeq and is a predicted model, not a curated record.
CAUGAAAACUACUUUUCUGAAAUGGGUUGGUAUUUUAAAUGCAGGGAAGCUGCGGAUCUUGUUGGGCAUUCAGCACAACUGGAGCUGUUGAAGGAGCAAACUUUAUUGCAACCGGGAAGCUUCUGAGCCUUAGCGAACAGCAGCUCAUAGACUGCGAUCACACGUGCGACACAGUGGAGAAGGAUGCAUGCAAUAACGGGUGCAAUGGCGGUCUAAUGACAAAUUCCUACAAGUACUUAAUGCAAGCAGGUGGCUUACAAGAGGAUAAGUCUUAUCCUUACACUGGAAAACAAGGUGAAUGCAGGUUCAACAAGAGUAAAGUUGCCGUUCGAGUCACAAAUUUCACCAACAUACCUCUUGACGAAGACCAGAUCAUGGCCAAUCUAGUCCAUCAUGGUCCUCUCGCAGUAGGAUUGAAUGCAGCUUUCAUGCAGACAUAUGUUCGAGGUGUCUCAUGCCCAUUGAUCUGCUUCAAGCGGUGGUUGAACCAUGGGGUGCUGCUGGUUGGAUAUGGAGCUAGAGGAUUCUCCAUUCUGAGGCUUGGGUACCGACCAUACUGGAUCAUAAAGAACUCAUGGGGAAAGCAGUGGGGAGAAAAUGGAUAUUAUCGACUAUGCAGAGGCCACAACAUUUGCGGAAUCGAUAGCAUGGCCUCUGCAGUGGCAGCAACAUUGGCCACAGAAACUGGUUAGAAGUGUAUCUUCGUGUUUAUUUUAGAAGCACGAACUUACGUGACACUAAUAGUAUGCUGCAGCAAACAAUGUUCGCUUUGUAUAUAUUUGUUGUUUUGUUGUUACAAGUAACGUAGUUCAGCUAGAAAUCUAAUAUAGUACUCGUGCAUCAAUGAACCUAUCUGUCUAGAGGAGUGCCAACCAGCUCACAGAGAGAGGCAAAUUUAAAAGAG